AUGCAGCUCGUCGAUUGUGCCCUCUGGCUUAUGUGGGCUACCUAUUUGUCGCCAGUGCGUGCUUCUGCAGUAUUUCAAGGAUUAGUACAAGACUGUACUGGAUAUCAAAAGGAACGUUCCAAUGUCUACGUGGCUCCUCUCUGCAGUGGCAAGGGCAAAAAGUGCGCCAUCAAGGUAAACCUCGCAAAUGAUUGCGGCAUGGGAGGAGUCUCGUGCUAUGAAGCGGGAAGCAUAUCUUUACCGAAUGGCGGUUCUGUUCAGUGCCAGUCCAGAAACAGGGUCGUCUGCCAAUAUGCAGAUGAUGUACAUACUAUUGCAUGCGCAGAGCGUCUGUAUUACAAUCUAGAGCUCACUGAAUCUGCUCUUACUCUGCAGGUUGCCACUCAUAGAUCGCACUCAGCAUAA
Molecule: messenger RNA, 405 nt
Organism: Protomyces lactucae-debilis
Lineage: Eukaryota; Fungi; Ascomycota; Taphrinomycetes; Taphrinales; Protomycetaceae
Exons: 2
Coding region: 1-405 (134 amino acids)
Source: RefSeq, a predicted model, not a curated record